Molecule: messenger RNA, 548 nt
Organism: Sodiomyces alkalinus F11
Lineage: Eukaryota; Fungi; Ascomycota; Sordariomycetes; Glomerellales; Plectosphaerellaceae
Exons: 1
Coding region: 113-517 (134 amino acids)
Source: RefSeq, a predicted model, not a curated record
CCCAGCUGGCAACAGAAGGCAACAGCUGGUUAAGGUAGGACGUUCUUUUAUCUUCUCACAAAGGUGUUCCCUUUAAAGUCACGUGACUAUUCUACGGCAGAGAGUCUUUCUCAUGUUGCUGACAAAUCAUCCAGACGUCAGGGGCAGAAAUGAGGGUGAGCUUCUGGAUUCACAUCCAGAUCAACAUCUUCAUUCAAUUCAUCCCUCGAAUCCCAUUGCCGGAGGAAUACCGCAAUUAUUAUUUCAUGUUUUGGCAACCUCAGAAUAUGAGCUUUCUUCCUUCUAUCCAUACAUGCUACUCUUUGGCAUUUAUUACUGCGUAAUCAUAGGCUCAACAUAUCAGUCUUCUCUUUCACGGCCUUCCUACUUUCUGCAGCAUCGCAUUGCUUUUACCUCAGUUACUUUACCUGCUUGUCCCUUGGUUUUCUGGGAUAUCCAGAUAAGUCUGUCCUGGUAUUCUUUCGAAAGACAUCAGGCACACAAAUCCCAAAAUAACAACCACCCAUCUAACGCGUAGCUAUCUCCGACUUGCAGUCUUCACUCCACAU